AUGGCGCUUAUUCCUGUAGGAAAGUUUCUGAAUUUUUUCUCAAAUCUGUUAAACUCACAGAAAGAAAGAUCAGAAUCAGUGAAUCAUAUUGGCGAAUUGUUUCUUGAUAGUAGUGAAGGACAAACCUUUUUUGAUCUAGUGCAUUCUAGGUUCGAAAAUUAUGAUGAAUCGAAUAAAGCUCAUAAAAACAAGCACUUCUUAGCGGAUAUUGAUUUUAUUAUUCAAUGUGCAAUAGUAAGUUUAACGGCACCCGAAAAUUUCUGCUCACAACCAAAACAAAUUAACACCUUCUUUUAUAUUUAUCGUCGAACUGCUGAAUACAAUUCGUACGAAAGACGAUGCAAUGCUCAACUGAAGACGUUUCAAGAGAAACUGCUCGAGCGGUUAGGACAUGUGUUCGAAUCAACUAAGGGUUGUGAGCCAAAUCUAUCUACAACAAACCAGGAUCUGAUAAAACGGAUAAAUAUUCUAGAACAUCUGUUCACCAUUACAGAAAUUAAAGAUAUCGAAAAAUUGAAUACAUUCUUUGCUCUUUGUAAAUUAUCCUUCCAAUCAUCGUUAGGGAUCAGCAGUAGCAUUCGUCUGCAGUGGAUGGAUGUGUUGAAAAUGCGUCAGUGGAAUAUUUCAGUCAUUGAAUUCGUUUCACAAUACUUGGAAUGUAAAUCAGCAUUCGAACAAUGUCCACUCGAUAUGACUGCAUUAAUUUAUCUCACUCGAAGAGUACAGUCAUCAACGAGUGCUGAUGUGCCAACAUUUGAUGUUCUUCAUAGCUUUCUAAAUGAUUUAAAAUUUGAUUAUAAAGAAUUUUAUGGUCGAUUUUUAAGUAUAUUCGGUGAGGGUAUUAGGAAACCUUCUUGCAAUCAAUCAAAAAUUUCCCAACUGUUUCGAAUUUUAAGCACAGAAGAAGAUUUAUUUCCGACAUAUUUAUCGACGUAUGCAUCAGGCGUGUCACCUGAUCACUUAUGGGAACUAUUUUUAAAUUUAAGCAUGAAUGGCGACAUUAAUGAAAUCAUGCAAACACAUCUUAGUUCGAUUUUAACGCAGAGUAUGCAAAAUGCCCCAAUUGCAACAUUCAAACACUAUUGUGUGAGUGCCGAAUGCUGUUUACAAAAAAUCAAAGAUGAAAAUUAUCAAAUAUUUGUUGGAAUAUUCGACAAGGUGCUCCAUGGAUUUCUCAACAAACAGCUUAACGAUCAACAAUACUCCUAUUAUUUUACAGAUUAUAUUUUAAAAGAAUUCCUAAAUAUCGCGCUUAAACUAUCACCGGCACACAGUCUUCAACAUCCAUCUUGUUUACUCAUUAUACGGCAUUUAUUAUUUAAACUGGAUAACUAUGGGAUAGAAAUAUCUGAAAAAAUCAAACGUCUGUUUGCAAGAUUAUGUAAUCUUGAUAAAAGUUUAUUUCAAGCAGUUGAUCCUGCUAGUAUAAUAAAAGAUGAAUGGUUCAUUGAUUAUAUAUUUCAUAUUCCUCAAGAUUGGUUCAUGUUAAGCAGAUAUGAUUAUGACGGUCUCAUCUUCGCUUCUCAAAAUAAUAGUUGGUCACUUUAUAUUUGGUCAAGACUUAUUCAAUUGAGCCUAUCAAAAGUAGGCGUUGAUAAAUGGAAUGAAACAGUCGUGCAGCUAAAUCAAUGGAUGAUCAAUGUCGAGCGUGAUAAGUACACUGCUAACAACACUUUAACAACUAUUGUCGUUAAGACUGCAUUUGAUAUGGCUAUUUCCAAGAAUUCGAAAUCUGUUUUGUUUGCUCCGAAUAUUGGAUCAAUGCUGAAAUAUAUUUUAGAUGCCAAACAAAAUAAUGAUAAGUUAAUUGAUAUAAAGCAAGUAGAUGAUUUCAUUCAAAAAGUAAAUGAGUCAAUCAAGGAUAUUUUAUCACUAAAUAGUAAGUUCCAUUUAUUAGAAUUUCUUGUAUGCAAGACUUUUUGUAAUCUUCAAUAA
This is a messenger RNA of Rotaria socialis, 1935 nucleotides long. NCBI's taxonomy places the organism in Eukaryota, Metazoa, Rotifera, Eurotatoria, Philodinida, Philodinidae. The record is from the annotation of a GenBank genome assembly.